CAGCGGGCGGGGAGCACUGAGCAGUCAUGUGACAGCAGCAGCAUGUAAAGCCCAGUGACUUGUGGUGGUGCCUGUGUAUAAGGAGUUGUUGCUGUGCUGCUGAUGAGUGCAUUGAUUUGGUAGAGAAUGAAGAGUGCAAGGAUGAUGUCAUUUGCUGGAAAGAAGUUGAGGGGCCUUGUAGCCGCAACCUUUACCCCAAUGACUGUAAACAGUGAUGUCAAUCUCUCCAUCAUCCAGCAAUAUGUAGAUUACCUGGUCCACACACAGAAAAUAAAGAAUAUAUUUGUAAAUGGAACAACAGGAGAAGGAAUGUCGCUGAGUGUACAGGAGAGGAAGAAGCUUGCUGAAGAAUGGGUGAAGCAUACAAGAGGCAAAAUGGACAGUGUGGUUGUACAUGUGGGAUGUCUGAGCCUGGAAGACUCUAAAGACUUAGCUGCUCAUGCUGCUACCUGUGGAGCAGGUGCUAUCAGUGCUGUGGCCCCUUCUUUCAUCAAACCUUCUAGUCCAGAUGCAUUGGUAGCUUACCUGAAAGAAGUGGCCUCUGCUGCUCCCAGUCUCCCAUUUUAUUAUUACCACAUCCCAAGCCUGACUGGAAUAAGAUAUAAGGUGUAUGAUCUGGUGGGCAGGAUGCAGCUUCACAUCCCGUCUUUCCGAGGAGUUAAGUUUAGCGAUAUGAACCUUAUGGACUUCAGCAUGUGCGUCCAUCAAUAUAACCAGUUUGAUUUUCUGUAUGGGGUGGACGAGCAAUUAUUGGGUGCUUUGGCAUUUGGUGCACAUGGAGCAGUGGGCAGUACAUAUAACUACAUGGGUUCGACCACCAACAAAAUGUUGAAGGCAUUUGAAGAAGGUAACUUAAAAGAAGCCCGGGACCUUCAGUAUAAAAUGCAGGAAUUCCUGACUUUCGUAUUUGCUUUGGAUUGGGGAUUACCAGAAUUCAAAAACAUAAUGUCACAUGUAUCUGGAAUAGAUUUAGGACCACCACGCCUACCAUUGUUCUCUAGCUUCAAACCUGAGCACCCGGAGAAGGUCAAAGCUGAAAUGAAGAGACUGGGUAUCCUCUGAGGAAGCUUCUUGCAAGGGCACCAAGCAGCUUGGAUUGUGAUCAGCAAGCCACUGGCAGGCACAGUUACACUGCAUUACCUUUCCUCACAGUCACAUACAAUCCCAGAGUCCUUUGCGGCAUCUGCUCAUCCAAAAGCCAUAAUCAAGAAAGUGACUAUAUGGGUCAAUACCAAUAACAGCUGCAGUUAGUUUACGCUACUAACCCCAUCAUACUAUUUUGACUAACCCCAUCAUACUAUGUGAAUAACAUGAUAGAAAAAUCCAAACAUUUUAUGGACCAAACUUUGCAUCUAAAUUCAGUAGAAUUGAUUUUGUAUUGUUUAGUUUUAUGAAACUUUUGAAUAAUAUAACUUGAUCUUGCAGUAGUAACAGUAUUCAGUGGGAAACAUCGUAUAUAUUCUGUCAUAAUUAAGGAUAAUUGGGGAAACCGUAUAAGGAGAUAUUGAGGACUAAAAUUCCUGGUUUUGACUGUGCACAUAAAGCUGUUAAUGUUGGUUUACUAAAAAAUGUAUUAUCUCCUGAUAGGUCAAGCGGUAUAGCACUUAGUAUGUGUGCCUCAGGUCUGUAUGUCAGGGAGAAAAUAAUGAUACAUCUAUGCUGUGAAUAAGCCUCCAGGAAAACUCUUUACAGUCGGGAUCUUAUCAAAUUCCAAUUUUUAAUAAGUUUCUAAUCUUGUAUUUCAAACAUAAUGAAUCUGUGACUGUCACAACAAAAAAUCUUAAUUAAAACAAAAUUGUCUUAAA
Messenger RNA from Pseudophryne corroboree (corroboree frog), 1805 nucleotides. RefSeq names its product N-acetylneuraminate pyruvate lyase (gene NPL). The transcript has 12 exons. Gene Ontology annotation, biological process: N-acetylneuraminate catabolic process. NCBI's taxonomy places the organism in Eukaryota, Metazoa, Chordata, Amphibia, Anura, Myobatrachidae. Gene Ontology annotation, molecular function: N-acetylneuraminate lyase activity. The coding region runs from base 127 to 1062 and encodes 311 amino acids. The record is from RefSeq and is a predicted model, not a curated record.